GAAGGCAGCCAGCCGCAGAUUAGUGGCAUCUGCUCGCGGUGACGGUGACCGGGACCUUGUUCGGAGGGCGACAUCUCUUUCAUUUUCCUCUGGAAUUACAAGGAGCGGGCAUUAAAAGCUCAAAGGACGCGACAGCAGGAGAGAGCUCCCAGGUCGAUGCAGCGAUGAGUCAGUCGGGAUCUAUAGGAAGCAAGCACGGAUCCACCAAUGGUGGACCGGCAAGAAUGAGUGCAAAGGAUUUAUUUGAACAGAGAAAGAAAUAUUCCAACUCAAACGUUAUCAUGCAUGAAACGUCCCAGUACAACGUAGAGCAUCUGGCUACAUUUAUGAUGGACAAGAACGAUGCCCUUGGAACAGUGGACGAUGCUGUCAAACGACUGUUCCAGUUGAACUCAAAGGACAAAAUCUGGGCCCAGGAGAUGCUUCUUCAGGUCAUGUCCACCUCCAUCAGUCUUCUAGACUCAGGAACGCAGGAAGAGCUGGAGAAUUUCCCUCUCUCCAUUGUCCAUCACUGCCAGAGUGUGCCAGGACCCCAUCGUUAUCCACACGUCCUGCUCUUAGUAUGUCAGGAAGCAGAUCAACACAAACCCGACAUCCACUUCUUUAACUGUGACAUGGAGGCCGAGUUGGUUCAAGCAGAUAUCACGAGCGCUUGUGCAGACAUAAAGCAAGGGAAAAAGAUGCGACCACAGACACUUAAGAUUAAUCAGGAGAAAAUCAAACAAAGGGAGUCAAUUCUGCCUCCUCAGCCUCCCGCCACAGCUCCCAAACCAGCUUACAGAGACAACAGAAACCGUGUAAUACCCCCUCCUCCACCCAAUGAGAUUGAGUUUGAUCGACGUAGUAAUGCCUCCAUAGAGCCAGAGGAGUCUCGGGAAGUGUUAGCCCAAAAAAUUGAGAAAGAAACCCAAGUCUUAAACUGCACACUGGAUGACAUUGAGGUAUUUGUGGCCAAGCUGCAGAAAGCAGCCGAGGCUUUCAAGCAACUGAACCAGAGGAAGAAAGGAAAAAAGAGUAAAAAGAAAGGUCCAGCCGAGGGAGUCCUCACAUUAAGGUCAAGACCACCAACAGAAAUGGAGUUCAUCGACUGCUACCAGAAGAUCAAACUGGCUAUUAAUCUUUUGGCCAAACUAAAAAAUCACAUUCAGAAUCCCAGUUCUGCUGAGCUGAUUCAUUUCAUCUUUGGACCGUUGGAGCUGAUAAUUAAUAGCUCAGGAGGUCCAGAGCUUGGGAGGUCAAUCACCUGUCCUCUGCUAUCUAAAGAGGCCACUGACUUCCUUAAGGGACAUUUGACCCCUAAAGAAAUGGCAGUCUGGGAAAUACUGGGAGAGAGAUGGACUAAAUCCAGGGCGGAAUGGCCAAGAGAACCAGUGAUUCCACAGUAUAUUCCAAAAUUUAAUAAUGGGUGGAUGCCCCCAACUGAAAUAUUUCAUGGCGCACCCUGGGAGCUGGACAUAGGACACCCACCAGAUGUUAUGAAAUCUAGGAUCCAUGAAGAGAAUCGGAAGCCAUCAGAUAACCAUGAACCCAAAACAAAUCUUCCUCCACCCAAUGGAAAUCCUUACCGCUCAUCAUCCUUUAAGCAAAGUCAACCUGAAAAAACUCUUGAUCAUUCCACAAGUCCUAAGAUCAGUAGGCAAUAUGAGGCUCCAGUGCCUGCCCAACCUCAGAAAUUCGCCAAAAUUCGCUAUGACUUCACUGCGCGGAACGCAAAUGAAUUGUCUGUACUGAAAGAUGAAGUUCUUGAGGUUGUAGAAGACAAUAAGCAGUGGUGGAAGUUGAGAAACAGGGCCAGGCAGGAAGGUUAUGUUCCAUAUAACAUACUUGAUGUCGUGUCAAACGAAGAAUCAUCUGAGCCAGAUGGACCAUACGGAAUGCCUGGAUCCAAAUACAGAGGAGACCAGAGUCCUCGAGGUGGGGGACCAGUAAGCCCAGUAUACAAACUUCCUGGGAGUUACGCUGGAGAUAAAUGGGGAAGCGAGAUGGCAGGAUGGUCAACUAGCCAGAACAACAAGGAACAGUUAAUCCACCACAUGGACGAGGUGAAUGACGAGCUUCUAAAGAAAAUCACAAGUAAUCAGCCACCCAAAAGGAACUUCAGAAUUGAGAAAACUCAGGUCUAUGUUCCACUAACCUUGCAGUCUGACCCAGAGGAGGUCAAAGCUUGGUUGGAAGCCAAGGGCUUCAGUAAAGGGACCUCAGGGCAACUGGGUAUUUUAAAUGGAGCACAGCUUUUCUCUCUGAAUAAGGAAGAGCUAAAGAAAGUGUGCGGAGAAGAGGGGGCUCGGGUGUACAGCCAGUUGGCUGUUCAGAAGUCUGAGUUAGAGAAAAGUCAAGGUGACUCAGAACUCCAAGAAAUAAUGAAAAAACGUCAAGAGAGGAUUGAAUCUCCCAACUAGCUCAACGCCUUCCUCUUUGCCACCUACUUUCUUUACUAUCUGCACUUACUUUUCAAAAAAGACCCUCAACGCCUUGCAGAAUCACCCGCUGCUUUGUAAGCCAGCUUUAUGGCUGAGAAAGGAUUAUGGUUUUAUAUGUUUAAGAGAAAAGACUAUACAUACUAUAUAUAUAUAUAUAUGAGUGUACAUGAACAUGCGGUAGGCUUUAUUGCAUACUUCAUUGUGGAACGCAUGUUGGAAAGUGGUGUUCUGUUUUCACCCCAAAAUUCUACUCAGAAAUGUGAUCCACUCAUUUUGUUUCGGGGUGUUAUAUCUUGUUUAAUUAGUAGACCUUGAAUGCCACCUUUAACCCUUUUCCAGACAUGUAAGCUAUGCACUACUUCCUAUAUAACCAUUUUCACCUCUCUUUUGGAUAGGGGCACCGGUUUUGUCUGGCUAUGCCUUGCAUGUAAAUUGAGCCCUGGCAAUAAAGCCGACUGCAUCUGUAUGUAUAAGUAUAUAUGUCAUAUAUUUAUAUAUUAAAUCUGCUGGACUUAUUUUGUUCUCUUGCCACUGCAAGUUCUUUCCUUAACCUCUCAGCUACUGGAAAAGACAGCUUCUCCUCCCACUGGCAGCUGCAGAAUUAAACAGAGGGUAGAUCUUUAAGUAUUGCAUGAAAGUAUUAUUUUUCUAUAUAUAUAUAUACAUUUAUAUUCAUAUAUUUUAUAAAAUAGAUUUAACGCAGCAGUGGCUCACAUCAGUCAAAACUUUGAGUGGGGUCUAUUCUAGAAAUGGAAACGUAAUGCUUAUUUGUUAACUAAACUUAUGCAUUUUCACUACUUCAGCAAAAAAUGCAAACUUCCCAGGGUCGGGUACAUGAAACCCCCCACUCAAGUGUGAGUGAAAGGAUGCUGUCGGAUAGUGAGGAUAGAAAGUUUAGUCAGAAAGUUCCAGGGUGGAUUCCUCUCAGUGGAACCCCUUAGCACUGCAUUAGUAUUUAAUAUUGUCACGCCUACGUUCUCUGGAGUUAUAUCUGUACAUUUUCUCUGUAACUAUGGUCGAUCUAACCUUGUAUAUCAUAAUGUUGCUCCCUCCCUAAACAACAAACUUGUUAGCAGUCACAAGACUGCGACAUCUUAUAUAAUUUAUCCUCAAUAAAUGUAUAGAGAUAUCAUUUAAUUUCUAAAUUAAACAGAAUCCCAAUCCCAAGAAUACAUAAUGUCAUAUAAACAAGUAACCAAAUUCCUGAAGCCCAAGAUCUAGAAACAAGGAGCUAUAUGAUCAAUUUCUAUUAGCUGUAAUUAUAUUUUGAUAUAUUUUCUGGAGAGUAGAACACUCAUUGCCCAAAAAUUAGCAGGUAUAUAAUUAAUUGUAUAAUUCCGAUUCUACAGAACUUCUACAGAAUCGUACCCUCUGUAUUGCCUCUUUCCCUGCUAUCCAGCACCUUAGCUUCCAGGAAAUGUGUUCGGCUGAAUGCAUAUCCGGCACGCUAAAAUGUGAGCUAUAGUAACCACCAGCCAACUCCAGAGCUGGCGCGUGCACAAGUUAAACAGGGUCUAACGAGCAUGAGAAGCAAGGGAUCCUAUUGACUUGGGAGCUCUUUCCUGCCACUGAUCACCUUCUUCAGACAGCAACAAUGGGACAAAAUAUGGCACCACAGAUGGGGGUGGGGGGGCGAUGCUCUGGAGCUUCUCCUAAAGGUAAGUUAUCUGCUUUACAGGUUAAAAAUGGAUAUUAAACUACUUACAAAGUACUUUAAUAUGCAUUCUUUUUUGGUGGUGCCCCAAAAAUACAUAAGGAGAACUUAUGUAGUGAAAUAAUGUCUGUAUCCAAGCAGGGUUCCAUUAUGGUGGUGGCUGCAUAAAUGCCAUUUACAAUUUCAUUGUACAGUGCUUUCAAUUUAAACACAUGAAAAUGUACUUUACAUCAUAUCAUGCUUUAAAACGAAUAGUCAGAAAUCUGAAAUGUCAUAUGAACUCCAUACUAUUACAUGAAUUUAUGUGAUCUGAUAUAUAUUAAAGGUGUGAAUGUGCUAGAGGAAUGUGUCCUAAAGAUGCAUUAUUAGAUUUAAUAUAGAGUGCGCAGUAGCAAUAUGUAAAUGGAAUCAUUCUGGACUCCUAUAUUGUUAUUGGUCUUACCAAAAUCUAUUUUAACUCAAAUGGUAAACAUGAAUAAUAUAUUACUGACUGAAACCAGAUGCCUUCCCCCUGUCGAUCUCCAUCUGUAUGUCUUCUAUUUCUAGCUACAAAAUGUAUAUUGUAAUUAUUCCUUUAACAAAAACACUUGUACAAUGUGA
This is a messenger RNA of Spea bombifrons (plains spadefoot toad), 4674 nucleotides long. RefSeq names its product EPS8 like 2 (gene EPS8L2). The record is from RefSeq and is a predicted model, not a curated record. Gene Ontology annotation, biological process: regulation of Rho protein signal transduction; positive regulation of ruffle assembly; Rho protein signal transduction. The coding region runs from base 165 to 2399 and encodes 744 amino acids. Gene Ontology annotation, molecular function: actin binding. The transcript has 22 exons. Lineage: Eukaryota; Metazoa; Chordata; Amphibia; Anura; Pelobatidae. Gene Ontology annotation, cellular component: ruffle membrane; plasma membrane; vesicle.